Molecule: messenger RNA, 9378 nt
Organism: Bradysia coprophila
Lineage: Eukaryota; Metazoa; Arthropoda; Insecta; Diptera; Sciaridae
Product: 1-phosphatidylinositol 4,5-bisphosphate phosphodiesterase epsilon-1-like
Biological process (GO): Ras protein signal transduction; phosphatidylinositol metabolic process; release of sequestered calcium ion into cytosol
Molecular function (GO): guanyl-nucleotide exchange factor activity; phosphatidylinositol-4,5-bisphosphate phospholipase C activity
Source: RefSeq, a predicted model, not a curated record
CAGAAAGUAAACCGAACAAUCAUUCAACAUGAAAAGUGGAGUGAAAGAAGAAAAGCAAAAUAAUGAACAAAAAAUCGAUUGCACAUGCGUCGAAUUUUCGCUGUGAAAAUGAUUUUUUUUUGGUUUAAAUUCAGUUUUGUAUAAAUGUUUUGGUUGCUGGUUGAGAGGGGAGAAAAUCUAAAAGUUAUCAGUAUUGCACUGAGAUGGACAGUCUGCACGUGCACGUCCAUCGAAAAGGUGUUUCAUAAAAAUAUAUAAAAUUGUUGUUCAUCAAUUUCCUGGAAAAAUUGUACCAAAUAAAUAAAUAUUUUGGCAACGUUCAAUGGAACAUUUAAAAUUUGAUCGAAAGUUAUACUCAGUAAUAUAAAGAAAAAAUAUUUUUUUUGUUGAACUAAAAUAAAAUAAAAAUAAAAAAAAUCUGCAGCCACAUAAGGUAUUCUACCUACACCCGAUAUUUCAUUCCAUUUUAUCUAUCUUCUUCAAAGAAUUGAAAUAAAUGUUUCCGAUUUUCUAUCACUGCGAGAGAAAAAAGAUUGGAAAAUUUAUUCAACAUUUCAAUAACCAACGUGUUCGAUUAUUAUUUACAAUGAAAACAGAAAAUCUAACUUAAACUUAAACGAAAACGAAAAAAAAUUCAAAUGCAAAUCGCGUUCAUAUAAAUAUACCCACUACGUAUAGCGAAAGCAUUCGUCGAAACGUGUAUGUGGGUAGAAGAGAGAAUAAAUGUCUUCAAUUCAAUUGAGCUGAAGAGAGUAGAAUCGGGUGAAGAAAAACCAAAAAACGAAUUGGGAAAAACUCACAAAAUCUGACUACAAAACCGUGAGCAGAGAAAAAAGCUUUGCUUUUAACGGCAAAGCAGAAAAAGUUCCAUCGUUUACAUGGGAACUUUGUCGGUUUUUAUUUCCAGAUUCAGUUGGUCUUGAGUUUUUCUUUGGAACGUUACAAAUCCGGUGGCAGUGGCAUUCAAGUUUUUUCAUUUUAUUGGGGAAUAUAAUAUAAUCAUCAGAUAUAAAGUAUACUUAGUAAAGCAAAAGAAAAUAAUCUCACAUUGAAUCACACAAAAUUUAUUUUAAUUGAAUAUUCUGUGUUUAUGUUUAUCAGAAUUUUCUUAUUUUGAUUGCUUGGCUUGAUUAUGAUACUCAUUUCAUCGAAAUUGAAUUGAAUUAAUUGAAAAUAAUAAUAAUUAAGCACACCAGUCGCUGUUGAUAUUGUGAGCUGAGGUUUAUUGGAAAUAUAAUUGGAAAUAUUUAAAAAUUGGUCAAACUGAAAUUAAAUUCGAACGAGAAAAAAAAGUGUUAAAGGACUAUAUAGUGACUAUAAGUAUCAGUGUUAUGCAGACAAUUUGAAAUGACCGUUUAUGGAAUUGAGCAAACAUUCACCAGAAAUUCAGUGAAAAGUGAACAGCUAAAUAUCCACAAGAUCAAAUACAAUCUCAGCACCGAGCUAUAAUCUGUCAAAAAAAUUGGAGCCAUUCAAAAUCAAGAGAAUAAAAAAAAGUCAGGCAACUUGGCCACACGUUCUUUAAAUAAUAACAGAUCACAGAAGAGUUUAUGUGCUGAUGAAAAUUGUGACAAAUCCGGUAGCCUCCAGAUACAAGACAGUGGACGAUCUGUUGUUGUGUCAUCGCCUAGCAAAAGUACCGCUGAGAACGGUGCCAAGGGUAAGGGGACCAUGCGUGAGGCUUUUCCUAGCCUCCCGUUUGGUUCCCCGGCUUUGGACAGAGACAGUCGUGGCAAAGACAGAACGGUAGAACGUGACGCCCAACAGUUGAACGCUACGAAUUUAUCAUCAUCAAGUAUUUCCACGAGCCCAGCUACACACACACAUCGGGACGAUUUUCCUAGAAACAUUGAACGAGAGAGCUCUUUCUCGGUGAUUAAUACUGACGCUAACACGAAACAAACAUCGGCCAGUGCCACGGCCGUUACCCCUGUGCCUCUCUCCCACCCAGGAGAGCUGGAGGAGUUACAAUCGAUUCUCCAUUUCCCCGAAGAAGUAGCCUUACGACUCACAGAUGCGGAAUAUCAAUUAUUCUAUCAGGUGCCUCCUGUUGAUUACUUUAAGCAUGUGAUAUUAGAACUACAAAAUGAAAGCGGGACACUACUCGUUCAGACCAAGUCAACAAUACGAGCAUUGCAGAAGAGAUUUGAUGAAGUUUGUUCAUGGGUAACUCAUUUCAUCAUCAGUCAACCAACGCACGAUGAACGAAAAGCCGCAUUCUCUUGCCUCCUUAGGGCUGCACUUACGUGCUGGAAUAUUGGCAAUUUUAAUGGCGCUAUGGAGAUCACAACCGGAUUGCGGUCCAUUCAAUUAAAGUCCCUACUGACAACCUUCACAGAAAAGGGGAAGAUACCAGUCCUAGAAUUCUUGUCAGCCGCAUUAGAAUCGGCCGAAUAUGAACGAGCAUUGGGACGGGGACUGGCAAUGCCAGAGUGUCGCGUUGUGCCAUGUUACAAAAUGUUCCUGAAGGAAUUGAAAGAUAUUGUGUCAAAUUGUCCAUUAAACAUAUCUGUGUCGUCACCGGAUGUCGACGUAGAGCAUAUCACAAUAGGUAAUCGUCAUAGUUCCCACAGUAUGUUCGAGACCAUCAAUCGGGGUGUACAGACUAGUGGUCGAUUGGAUACGAAACGAGAAAGUCCAAUACUUCCGUCAAGGGUAUUUAAUCGACAAGUGUACAUUUCCGAUUACAAUGGCGAUGGCGAUUUAAAUUUUACCAAAUUCGAAUCACUGGGACUGUUGAACGAUGACCAAAUGUAUAAAAUUCAAGCUGUUAUGGAUCACAUUGACCUUUGUCAUCAGCAUCAUCAUUGCCUCAGUCGGGAAUCAUCGACGGGCUUAUUAGACUACUUACGUACUGCUUCAUUGGGACCACGUCAGCUGGCAGCUGCAUCUACAUAUCAUCCAGAGCUUGAGGAACUCGAGGAGGACUAUGAAGUGGAAAUCGGAAAUUAUAAUCCAGUGCAACCGCUUCUGCAUGAUCAUGCGGUUUGCAUGAUUCCGAUUUCAUCACCACAUCACAAAGUGGAUCAUCAUAUAUUACAGAUUCUUCAUCAUGGAACCACUGCGAUUAUAUGCGAGCCGGACACAUCACCAAGUCCGUCUUGUUACGUGUAUUUUCGAUUGGAACGUUCCUGUGCCAUGGUUUCGUGGCACCGUUCAUCAUGGCGUAAAUUGAAAACGAACCAAGAAUAUAAUUUGGCUAUCAAUCCGGAGGAGUUGGUGUCACAGCGAGCAAGAUUUCGAAUGCCGGUCAGUUCGAACGAUACAGAAGGUCAAAAUACGAUGUUGGACGAUGGUUGCCUGGACUUGACUAUUGUUAAAGAAAUAACCAUCGGCUCCAGACAUCCCGAUCACAGUAAUGAAAUCUUGACCACGGGCAAACUUUUUGGAUUGACACAUCUGGAGUGCUGUAUAUCAAUUCUGUAUGGCCAUUCGCUGAAUGACAAUCGGGUAAUAAGUGUGCUCUGUUCACCCAUGCUGUGCAGACUGUGGUACGUUGGACUGAAUUUGAUAAUCAAAGGGAUCAAGAGACAACAGAAACUAGCCGAUCGAUCGAUGUUAUGGCUGAAGGAACAGUAUAUUCAAUUGUAUUUCGAGGAUUCGGGAUGCUGUGAGCCGCUUGCAGCUGAUGCUAUACGAGUAUUUGGCGGCAGAGAUUGGGCGAACACUGGCGUUUCCCAGAAUUCGACUCCGGCAACUGAAAGUGGUGAUAGUUUCAAACGCGAAGCAUCGAUCAAAUUUAAGAAAAAGAGAUCAGUCGUGAAUCUGCUAAGCCAGGCGACAACCAGUAGUACCAUUCCAGAGGCGGAAUGUAGCAAAGAUCGUGAUAGCAAAACGAAACAAUUGGAUCGAAGGAAGGACCGUACCGAGUCCAGUGAUCAUUUGUGGCAGAAUAUUAAGAAUUUUAGAGUCGGUUCAAUAACCUACGAAACACAGUUGGACUUUUUGGAUUUUAUAGCUUUAUUUAGGUCAUUUAGUUUGUUGGCACGCAAGGAUUUGAGGGAUCUAUUCGAUCAACUUUCCGUGACGAGGAAGAGCAAGACUCGGCUGAAUUCGGAAAAGAGUCGAAGUGCUCCAGAACUUUGUGCCUCCAUUUCAGGUCAACGAAAAAUAGGUCUUUUAACGAGAAACAGCUCACUUGACACAGAGUUCACCGACGCCCAAUGCGCCCAAAAGAAAAUUUUCAACGCAAUUGCUGCGUCCAGUAUAUUAGCUAAUUGUGCCGGGAUCGAUACUUCUAGUACGCAAGUCAUCACGUGUUCGACUUUGAUGAAAUUUUUGGAAGCUCGGCAAAUGGAAAUCAAAAGCGAAGAAGAAGUUCGGUCAAUAAUAAAAAGACACGAACCCGAUCCAACACUUCGCAUUGAAGGGAGCUUAAGCUUCGAAGGUUUUGCCAGAUAUAUGAUGGACAAGGACAACUACGCAUUCGUUAACGAACGCGUCAUUCAGUCGUCGUCGAAUAUGGAUCGUCCGCUGUCCCAGUACUACAUCGCCUCUUCACAUAACACCUACUUAACCGGUCAUCAAUUGAGAGGCGAAAGUUCAUGCGAACUUUACAGCCAAGUCUUGUUGACCGGAUGCCGUUGCGUUGAACUCGACUGUUGGGAUGGCGAGGAUGGUAGUCCGGUUAUAUAUCACGGUCACACAUUCACAAGCAAAAUAUCAUUUAAGGCCGUUGUUGAAGCCAUCAAUAAAUCGGCAUUCGUUGCAUCACCGUAUCCCGUCAUUCUUUCAAUUGAAAAUCAUUGCUCGCUACCGCAACAAAUCCGCAUGGCUCAAAUUUUCCAAUCGACUUUCGGCGAAAAAUUGGUGUACAAGUUCUUAUUCGAUUCAGAUUACAACGAAGAACCGGUGCUGCCGUCACCGACUCAGCUCAAGCAUAAGAUCUUAAUUAAGAACAAAAAAUUGCCAACGGAAAUUCCGGUGCCGUCGACCAGCACAGGUGUUAGAAACACACCACUGCGACACCAGGCCAGUCAACCGGGUCGAACCAGUUCCAUAAUUUCUAACGUGAGCGGUGGUUCAGUACCAGAAGAAUUCAGUGACGACGAUUACGAUGAUGAUGACGAGUACGACAACAUGGAUGAUAAAACAUUCAACAACUUUUUCGGAUCGAUAGACGAACGGACAUCACGUAACAGUUUGUCCACACCAACUAGACGACUGGAAGUGGACGAAAAGCCAAAGAAACGAGGUACUCAAAUAGCCCGCGAACUCUCCGACAUGGUAAUCUACGUGCAAGCAAUCAAAUUCCGUGGACUGAAUCCGUUAAGUCCACGAAACUCUGUGAGAAUACAACCGCCACCCAGUGCGGGUAGUUCAAGUGGAUCGCUUGUGACUGUCGGUAGCAUUCUCAAAAGCAGUACAAUUCCACCGUCGUCUGGCAAUUCGACCAUGACAUCAUUGCCCUCUGUUGAUUCGGGAACGAUGUCUUCGGAACCAGAAUCGUCUGGUGCAUCAUCGCACCGAAAGCUACCGUAUCCGAGCGUCAAUCAUCCAUGUUAUCAAUGUUGUUCAAUACACGAAACAGGUGCCAAAAAACUGUGCCGUAAACUUCCACUGCAAAUGAUUGCACACACCCAAACUCAGCUGAUGCGAACGUAUCCGGCCGGAUUGCGCAUCGAUUCAUCAAAUUUCAAUCCGGUGUUUUUCUGGUCAUGUGGCAUACAAAUGGUGGCGCUAAACUAUCAAACACUGGACCAGCCAAUGCACAUCAAUACGGCCAUGUUCGAAGAAAACGGCUCUUGCGGCUUCGUCUGCAAACCGGAAGUUUUGUGGGACCAAUCACAUUUAAUGUAUCGACGAUUUAACCCGCUGGAGAAGGAAUUUGACGGCCUGCAUUCUUCGCAAAUCGUAAUAAACAUCGUCUCUGGACAGUAUGUGUGCCAGUCGCACCUGUUUGCCAGUACGUACGUCGAAGUGGAAAUGUUGGGCAUUCCAGUCGAUUGCAACAAGAAGAAAACGAAAAUCGUAAAGAAGAAUGCGCUAAAUCCGAUUUGGAACGACACUUUCUUCUUCAAAGUCAUGUUCCACGAUUUAGCUUUCCUUAAGUUUAGUGUUUACGAAUCGGACUCGAAUCAUUUGGUGUCGCAACGUGUUAUACCAUUGAAGUGCCUCCGACCGGGUUAUCGACAUGUUCGCUUAAGAUCACCCACCAAUCAACCGCUGAGUAUGGCCUCCCUGUUUGUUUACUCUCGAGUUGAAGAGGAGAGCCUGGAACGAACUUCUGACGAGACUGAUGAUUUUGCGACCAUACAAGAGGAACCGACACAGGCGGGUGGCGAAAGCACGGCUGACACAUCAGCAAAACCAUCAACAUCAUUAAUUGGUGCCAACAUUCCAUUGAAACGCCGCAUGUUUUUCCUGACGAUUUAUGGUGUGACUGACGAACCAUACACAAUAUUCAAAAUCACCCAGGAAAGUACCACACAAGAAGUCAUCACCCAAGCACUCCAGAAAUCGAAUCGACCCACACAGAAUGUGAACGACUACAUUCUCAUCGAGGAAGUGCAACGAGGAUGGGAGAAAAAAGAUCGUGAACUGCCAGCCACGCAACGUGUUUUGGAUAUGUUUGAGAAACCCUUGCAGGCUCAAGGUCAGUGGCGAGGCGACGGAAAAUUCAUUCUGAAGCGGAUCGGUGACGAUCCGAGUAGUCGAGCAUGGCUGACAUCGAUACGAAGUGUAUCGGAACGUCGAUCAUUAAGCGCGGCUGGAGCAGGUGACUCGAGUGCUUGGGACGAAACGGAGAGUUUCCUCGUAUGCGUGUACAAUGUGUCUCCGGACAUACCGUAUGCAAUUUUAAAGGUUCCGAUCAGCGCAACAGCACAAGACGUUUUAGCUCAGUCGCUGGUUAAAGCCAGGCGUAUGGAAAAUCCGAAUAACUUUGUACUGAACGAGGAACUAGAAUUCGGCAGCAGUGGCACAUCGACCAGUAACACACAACAGCGGUCGCUGUCGGAUAACGAAAAUGUCUACCUAACGCAAGCCAACUGGAAAACGAUUGGUCGAUUCAUUCUGCAGGACAGAACACAGGUGACACCAUCGAUGAGACGCCAUAGAAUAGCAAUUGAUAAAAUAAGUAGAGGACUUAGCAUAAGUAGAGCAGCUGUUUUAAGUAGUACCUCGAAACCACCGAUUAGCGUUGCACUCAGCGAUCCAACAACUUCCCGCACCAAAUCCCGUUCAGAAGAUGCGGGCACCUCACACGGCAUGGGCCGUGGCAUAUUCCGUGCGAAAAACAAUUCCGAACGUGAAACGCCAUCGUGCAGUCCACGGCAAAAGCAACGGGAAACGCGUCGCGAAGUCCAUUCGGAGGGUGAAACGCUUAGCGAUGAAGACGUUAAAGAAUAUGACCUGAUCUAUCGACUGAAAAAGGUCUCGUUAAGAAAAAUGAAAGCCUGGAAAUCCUGAGUAAUAACCAUUUAUGAGGCGUGGUUUUAAUGCAGAAGGCAACCAAAAAAACGACAUCAAAAACCUCGCACCCGAAUGACAUUUUGUGAUCAAAAGAAAUGAAAGAUUUUGAAUUUCAAAAGAAAUCUGGAAAAAUUGAAAACUUUCUUGUGUUGGACUGGACAUACAUGCUUUGAUUACGGAAAAACUUUUAAACUUUUACACAAAUAAAACACACAACCACCUGAAUAUCCCUUCUUCUUGUCCCCUUUCCUCAUCACACGCACAUUCACACAUAAUGUACACGAGAACACACACUUUUUAUACUCAUCCUCGUCCUACUUCAUUGAAUAUUUUCAGAACAUUAUAAAUGACAAAGAGGGAAACAAACAAAAAAAAGAGAAAAAAAACUAAGGAUCUUCCAGUGCCCAUUUUCGUCAUUUAAAAGUGGAUUUAAAUGAUAAACUAAUACUUGACGUGCACCAGACCAUAAACUAUUAAAAGAAUUAUAUCAAAUUAAAAUAAAAAAUAAAAAUUAUUUGAAAGAAGAAAAAAAGAAAAAUUUAGGAAAAUGUUCAUUAAACUAACUACUAAAAAAAACUAAAAAUAUUUUUAAAAAAAUAUUAAGAAAACUAAACAUAUUUGAAUGAGGAAAAACAGCCAGUGAAACUGUUGCUACGGAGAUUUAUUUGAAUGGAAAAGAUACAUUUUAAAAAAAUCGAAAAGCUCAGAAAACAUUUUUUGGCCAAGAAAUUCUUUAAAUCGACAUUCCGCCGUGAAACAAUGUUAGAUGUUCUGUUCUGUUGGCUAGUAAGCCAGCUCGAGUCGAAAUUGCAACACUCGAUGGUUUUAUGACCUGAGUUACCCGAAACCUGUUUUGCCCUGACCUGAAUUAACAGAAGACCUAAAGAUAAUCAGGUUCGACCUGUCAUGUGUAAGGUUUAAAUGAAACGGGUUUAGGUCGAGUCAGGUUUCUCUUUGUUUUUCAGGUCGAGUCAUUACUUGACCGCCGUCAACCGAUUCCAAGCCUACUCUCGGAAAUUUAUAAAAAAAGCAAAAUCUUUCCAAUUUUAACUUUUUUCGUCAAACCAAGUGAUAGCAGCCUCUUUAUUUUUCGUUAUUUACCAGUUUAUAUAAGAAAAACGAAGAAAAAAUCGAUUGCGGCAUUCUAUAUUCAGUCAGCGUUGAGAAAAUUAUCCGAGUAACUUUGGACUUACCUCGGCUUUACAUUGCUGUUUGAAAUUUUUCUUUUCGAUCCGUAUUAUCAGCCACUUCUAGGACUUGCUUUGCCGAAUUUUGCAUUUGAAUUAACUCAUUCUGCUUCAGAUCAGUAUUGUCAUAAGGAAGGAAAUCAAUUACGGCACGCGUAGCACGUCAAUCUAUCCAGAUUUGUAUAGAAUACCUUGCUACAGCCUCGGGGUUUUUUGUUGACCUAAUAGACUGAUCAAAGUCAUAUUACAAAAUAUGAAUUUGCUUCGACUUCAUGGUAUCAUGUCUUCACGUUCAAAAGUCGAUUUAACGAAUGUCUUGGUCAAAGAUCGGUCAACUAAGUUUCAUGAUUCAGAUACAGAUGAAAACUUAAAAAAAAAAUAUUUUAAAAAACGAUAGAGCAAGUAUAUGUAAAAUACACCGAAUACGAAUGUGAAAAAAGAGAAACGUUUCUAAAUAAUAAACAAAUUUAAAAGAUUUUUUUUUUUGAAAAAUUUAAAUAUUUUAUAAAUUAUUUUGUUAGAAUUGUGUUUUUAAAUCAGAGUUCUGGUUUUUUGAAAGAAAUGGCAUUGACUGUUGUUCAAUUUAAAAAUCAGUUUCAUAUUUUAUUUACAAAAAUUUUAGAAUUCUUCUUUAUAAUAGAUAAUAUAUAUUGUGUAAAUAGAAAACAUAAACUCGAAUUAUAAAAAUUAUAAAUUAUACAAACAACAACAAGAACAACAAAACUUGAACUACACAUAAAAUUAGGAUGGAAAAAAAAUUAAAUAAAAAAAUUAUUGA